Messenger RNA from Ophidiomyces ophidiicola, 531 nucleotides. RefSeq names its product myosin II light chain (gene cdc4). The transcript has 4 exons. NCBI's taxonomy places the organism in Eukaryota, Fungi, Ascomycota, Eurotiomycetes, Onygenales, Onygenaceae. The coding region runs from base 1 to 531 and encodes 176 amino acids. Gene Ontology annotation, biological process: mitotic actomyosin contractile ring assembly. Gene Ontology annotation, molecular function: calcium ion binding. The record is from RefSeq and is a predicted model, not a curated record. Gene Ontology annotation, cellular component: myosin II complex.
AUGAGCCCUUCCAAGCCCUCGGGCGCGCGCUCGCUCCCCACCCCAAAGUCCCAGAACCACCACCACCACCACACCCACCCCAAUACUGACUACAUCUACGACGCCGACCCGCAGGCCUCGACCAACUACAAAGAAGCCUUCUCCCUGUUCGACAAGCGCGGCACCGGUCGCGUGACGCUCGAGUCCCUGGGCGAUCUGCUGCGCGCCUGCGGCCAGAACCCCACGCUCGCCGAGAUCAGAGACCUGGAGAAGGGCAUGGGCGGCGACUUCGACUUCGAUGCCUUUCAGAAAGUCCUCAAUCGCCCCGGCGGCUUCCGCGAUCCCGGCGAGCCUGAGGAGUAUUGUCGUGGCUUCCAGGUUUUUGAUAAGGAUAUGACUGGCUUCAUUGGCGUGGGCCAGCUGCGGUACAUCCUUACGAAUUUGGGUGAAAAGAUGACCGAUGAGGAGGUCGAUGAGCUUCUCAAGGCCGUUGAUACGAGUUCCGGCGAAAUCAACUAUACCGAACUCGUCCGUACAAUCCUCGCCAAUUAA